Molecule: messenger RNA, 602 nt
Organism: Dipodomys ordii (Ord's kangaroo rat)
Lineage: Eukaryota; Metazoa; Chordata; Mammalia; Rodentia; Heteromyidae
Gene: Tstd1
Product: thiosulfate sulfurtransferase (rhodanese)-like domain containing 1
Exons: 4
Coding region: 49-462 (137 amino acids)
Cellular component (GO): cytoplasm
Molecular function (GO): thiosulfate-thiol sulfurtransferase activity
Source: RefSeq, a predicted model, not a curated record
GUGUCUUUGCUUCCGGUUCCGGUCUGAGGCUUAGGGAGGGAAGGGGAGAUGCUGCAGGCGUUGAGGAGGCCGGUUGGCUCCACAUUCCCAAGACUCAAAAUUGCCGUGCGCACCAUGACUGGAGUGCCCACAGUCUCGCUCCCUGAACUCCGUUCACUCCUAGCCUCGGGCCGGGCCCGGCUCAUCGACGUGCGAUCUCGGGAGGAGGCGGCUGCUGGGACCAUCCCGGGUGCGCUCAACAUCCCUGUGUCUGAGCUGGAAAGUGCCCUGCGGAUGGAUCCAGCUACUUUCCAGGCUUUGUUCUCAGAGGAGAAACCCAGGCUGGAAGAUGAGAAUCUUGUUUUCUUCUGCCAGAUGGGCAAGCGGGGCUUCCAGGCCACACAGCUGGCGCGAGCUCUCGGAUACACAGGGGCUCGGAACUACUCAGGGGCCUAUAAAGAAUGGUCUGAGAAAGACCAUUAGGUAGAAGGUGACCAGCUGAUUGUCCCUGUCUCCCAUAGCAGCCUUAACUACGGAUGAUGAAAGGGCUGACAUGCCGGGUUGGGAAGUUCCUUAUAGUGUCUUGCACAUAAGAGUAUCAAAUAAAGCACAUUUAAUUAAAA